AUGCUGCAAGACCCCUCCUCCAACAAGAUCAUUGGGGACAGUUUCGACAUUGCAAAUUACCUUGAAGACACGUUUCCAGAUUCUGGCGGCUGUCUCUUUCCGAAGGACUCCAAGGGCACAGGACUGGAUUAUGAGAGCCCGAAUAAAGAUACCAUGUUCUUUGCGCCUCUGACGCUAAACGAGGGUGCGAAGAAUGAAGCGUAUGCAAAGUUCAAUACGCAUGUUGAUGCGACGUUUUCUGCGCAUGUCAUCCUUGUCUCGCAGUACAUGCCGUUUAAUCCCGAGACUGCAGAGGCCGUAAAGGCGCAAAUGUGUAAGCGAGCGCAUUUGGAGUCUUGGGAUAGUGUAAGCAUUCAGGGCGAGGCUAGGGAACAGCUCAAGGUGGCGUUCAAGGCGGCGCUGAAGUCACUAGCAGACUUCUUUGUGGUAAAUGAGGGAGGGCCCUUUUUGGAGGGCGAAAAGGCAAACUAUGCGGAUCUAAUCGUGGGUGGGUGGUUAAACAUGUUGGCGAAGUGCAUGCCAAAGGAGGAAUGGGAGGAUUUCAAAGAAUGGCAUGGGGGCAUCAUGUCUUCGCAGCUAGAAUACAGGCCCUUAGCUGAUGAUGAAUUUCGCCUGCUAACACUUUUACCUGCGGCGUCGCUUUCAGCGCCACUCAGAGUUCAGAUCUUCCACAGCAACGUGUGUACUCCACAAGAAUCUUACGCGGCAUUGUCAUAUACCUGGGCAUCGAAAUUGGAAGGCAACGAUGACAGCAACGGUGAAGUCUUUGAGUCAGUAGAUAUCGACGGCCACAAGACAUCUCUCCACCAGAACUUGGCCAUGGCAUUGCGCUCUAUCCGCCUCGAGGUUCCGCAGUGUAUUUGGGCCGACGCAAUAUGCAUAGACCAGUCCAAUACAGCUGAGCGCAAUGUUCAAGUAACGCUCAUGCGACAAAUAUUCUCGAAUGCUACGAGUGUUCUGGCAUGGCUGGGACCAGCUGCAGAAGGCAGUGAUCUGGCGAUGAACUUCCUUGCACAUCUAGCAAGGCAUUCUCGCAAGGAACACAUUGGAGCUUGGCUCGGGAACGAAGGCAUGCACCCCUGCUAUUAUUCUACCUGGGAAGGCUUGAGGGCCUUGAUGGCCCGAAACUGGUGGAAAAGAGCAUGGAUUGUACAAGAGUUCGCACUGGCUCAGAACGUCAUCUUCAUAUGUGGUAAUCAUCGUCUUUCGGCAGAUGAUCUAGAGGCAGCGGAUCGUCUGAUCUUCAUGGAAUUCACGCCGUCAAAGAACGAACGGGUCACCGCUCUAGUCAAAGCUGUGGAUAUCAACCCAAGGGUUCUUGAUCCUGCAAGGAACCUGAUUAGCCUGCGCCGACGUUUACAAAAAGGCGAAACGCUUUCCGCUCUUGCAACUCUCCAGAUGACCAGGCUGACCGAAGCAUCCGACCCACGAGAUCACUUGUUUGCCAAGAUCGGGCUCAGUGGACGCGAGCUGGUAGACUUGUGCCCACCUGACUAUGAUGCCGAGCCGGAGAACAUCUGGUUUACCUUCUUGUCUGAGUACAUCAAGCAAAAGCGAGACUUGUAUGUCAUAUGUAUGGCAGGAAUGCAACCGAGAACGUAUUCGCAUUUACCCUCCUGGCUACCAGACUGGGGCCCUUCGAAACCACAAUACAUGCUUUGCUCGCUUUUCACAGGUGACAAAGGGCAGUGGCCUUUCUUUGAAGCUUCGGGGGGUGCUGGUGCAGUCGCAACAAUCUCGAGCAAAAGGAUCCAAGCAGAUACUGUCCUAAGAUGCCUGGGAGUUGUGGUGGACACCGUGGACGGAGUCGCUGGUGAUCCAUGGUGGACUGAAAGGCCCAGUUCUCUUCGCCAGUCACGAUGCGAGAAAAAUGCCUACGGGACAGAAGCUGGCGCGUUCGAGGCGUUGUGUAGAACGGUUACUGCAAAUACGAAUCGGAUGGAUUCUUGGAGCGCUCCUCCAACAGAAUUUAAAACUAUCUUCGCAAAACGUUGGCAGGAGUUGAGGACAAGCACUGCAGCGUACGAACUCGACCCUCAGCAACCACUUCCACUUCCGUUCUACGCACGUGCUUCAGGCUUUGAACGAGCCUGGCGCAGCAUGCGCGGGCUGAAGUUUGACGGGGUGGAUUUGCAGCAACUCGUCGAGACUGGGCUGGCAGCUGAACAAUACGACCACUCGACAUCUGCAUCAUCCAACCCUCUUUGGACAGCUCUCGAGCAUAGCGCCGGUCAAGCCUGUUUCGAACGGUUCGUAUUCACUACAAGCGGAGGAUAUCUUGGAAUCGGUUCUUCCACAACAGAGCCUGGAGACAAAGUCGUCAUACUCCUGGGUUGCAAGGUGCCGGUGGUAUUGCGGCCGCUUGAUCAGGGCGGCUACAAGCUAAUCGGGGAAUCGUAUGUAGACGGCAUGAUGUACGGUGAGAUGAUGAUGGAAGAAGUAGGACAAGGCAUAUCUUCCACGUCGAUUGAGUAUGUUGAUAUUCUCUGA
This is a messenger RNA of Alternaria burnsii, 2490 nucleotides long. RefSeq lists its product as uncharacterized. The transcript has 2 exons. The record is from RefSeq and is a predicted model, not a curated record. NCBI's taxonomy places the organism in Eukaryota, Fungi, Ascomycota, Dothideomycetes, Pleosporales, Pleosporaceae. Bases 1 to 2490 code for a protein of 829 amino acids.